GGAGAGAAGAUGGAGGAGGGCACCAGCGCCGGCGGCGGGGACGGAGAGCGGCUCCUCACUGUCAAGCACGAGCUGCGGACGGCUAAUUUAACAGGGCAUGCAGAGAAGGUGGGAAUUGAAAAUUUUGAACUCCUGAAGGUUCUAGGAACAGGAGCUUAUGGGAAGGUGUUCCUGGUCCGUAAAAUAAGUGGCCAUGAUGCUGGGAAGUUGUAUGCCAUGAAAGUUUUGAAAAAAGCAACGAUAGUUCAAAAAGCCAAAACAACAGAACACACAAGGACGGAACGACAAGUACUGGAACAUAUUAGGCAAUCGCCUUUUUUGGUCACGUUGCAUUAUGCUUUCCAAACAGAGACGAAACUUCAUCUCAUUUUAGAUUAUAUAAAUGGUGGAGAACUUUUUACUCACCUUUCCCAGAGAGAACGAUUCACAGAAAAUGAGGUACAGAUCUAUAUUGGAGAAAUUGUGCUUGCUCUUGAACAUCUCCACAAGUUGGGGAUUAUAUACCGUGAUAUUAAACUUGAGAAUAUUCUACUUGAUUCUAAUGGCCAUGUGGUACUGACAGAUUUUGGCCUGAGUAAGGAGUUCCUUGCUGAUGAAAAUGAAAGAGCGUAUUCCUUUUGUGGAACCAUAGAAUAUAUGGCACCAGAUAUUGUCAGAGGGGGAGAUACAGGACAUGACAAGGCAGUUGACUGGUGGAGUUUAGGUGUUCUAAUGUAUGAGUUAUUAACUGGAGCAUCUCCUUUUACUGUUGAUGGAGAGAAAAAUUCCCAAGCAGAGAUAUCUAGGAGAAUAUUAAAAAGUGAACCUCCAUAUCCCCAAGAAAUGAGCACAUUGGCUAAAGAUAUAAUUCAACAUCUGUUGAAGAAAGAUCCCAAGAAACGAUUAGGCUGUGGUCCACGUGAUGCUGAUGAAAUCAAAGAGCAUCUCUUCUUUCAGCAAAUAAAUUGGGAAGAUUUAGCUGCCAAAAAAAUGCCAGCACCAUUUAAACCAGUAAUCCGAGAUGAAUUGGAUGUCAGUAAUUUUGCCGAGGAGUUUACAGAAAUGGAUCCCACAUAUUCUCCCGCAGCCCUGCCUCAGAGUUCAGAAAGGGUAUUUCAGGGAUAUUCUUUUGUUGCUCCUUCUAUCUUAUUCAAGCGUAAUGCAGCCAUAAUAGACCCUCUUCAGUUUCAUAUGGGAAUUGAACGUCCAGGAGUGACAACUAUUGCCAGAAGUGCAAUGAUGAAGGACUCUCCAUUUUAUCAGCAUUAUGAUUUGGAUCUGAAAGAUAAACCACUGGGAGAAGGAAGUUUUUCCAUUUGUAGAAAGUGCUUACAUAAGAAAAGUAACCAAGAAUAUGCAGUCAAAAUCAUAAGCAAAAGAAUGGAAGCCAACACUCAGAAAGAAAUAGCUGCUUUGAAACUCUGUGAAGGCCAUCCCAACAUAGUGAAAUUGCAUGAAGUUUAUCAUGAUCAGCUUCACACAUUUCUAGUGAUGGAACUAUUGAAUGGUGGUGAGCUGUUUGAACGGAUUCAGAAGAAAAAACACUUCAGUGAGACUGAAGCCAGUUCCAUCAUGCGGAAGCUUGUUUCAGCUGUAAGCCACAUGCAUGAUGUGGGAGUAGUACACAGAGAUUUAAAACCAGAGAAUUUAUUGUUCACUGAUGAAAAUGAUAAUUUGGAAAUAAAAAUAAUUGAUUUUGGAUUUGCACGCUUAAAGCCACCUGAUAAUCAGCCUCUCAAAACACCGUGUUUCACUCUUCAUUAUGCUGCUCCGGAGCUCUUAAAUCAUAAUGGCUAUGAUGAGUCCUGUGAUCUCUGGAGCUUAGGAGUCAUUUUAUAUACAAUGCUGUCAGGACAGGUACCCUUUCAGUCUCAUGACAAAAGUUUAACAUGUACCAAUGCAGUGGAAAUUAUGAAGAAAAUUAAAAAGGGAGAUUUCUCUUUCGAAGGAGAAGCCUGGAAGAAUGUAUCGCAGGAGGCCAAAGACUUAAUUCAAGGACUUCUUACUGUGGAUCCAAAUAAAAGACUCAAAAUGUCUGGCUUGAGAUACAAUGAAUGGCUUCAAGAUGGCAGCCAGCUAUCCUCAAAUCCUUUGAUGACUCCAGAUAUCUUAGGGUCCUCAGGAGCUGCUGUACACACUUGUGUAAAAGCAACUUUUCACGCCUUUAACAAGUACAAGAGGGAAGGCUUUUGCCUCCAAAAUGUUGACAAAGCACCUCUUGCAAAGAGAAGGAAGAUGAAGAAGACCAGCACGAGUACGGAAACACGUAGCAGUUCAAGCGAAAGUUCUCAUUCUUCUUCCUCUCAUUCUCAUGGGCAUACGGUGCUAAGUGGAUGGACCCACCAUGAAUCCUGAAAAAUAGCUGAUUAACGUGGGCGGCAGAGGCCACAGCAGCCAUCAAGGCGAACACCUACUGGGAUAUGGCGCUACGGCCCAACACUGGAUAUGCUGCAGUCACUUUGGUCGUAAAUGGGUCCCACAUAUAAAUAAAAAAAGGCUUUGCAUGCACUCUGCGAUGUGCUGCUCCCCUGCCCACCUCUUGACUUGUUGCACUCUAGUGGGAAGAGUACCGGCAGGGGCAAGAGAGUACAAAUGGCGGUACGCAAAUCAUUAGCACGAAAUCAAUCGUUUUGGGCAGAUUCUUCAUCUGGUAGUCUCAAGACAGCAUUGUCAUCGUCAUCAUCAUCACCAUAGAAGAUUGCUGAAAUCUCCCAAGGAUUCUGUGGUCAAUUUCAUAUGUGAAAUAAGAUGUCACACAUGAGAAAAAAGUUUAAUUUAUUUUUUUCUGUUUUGUGGUUACACCCGAUGACAACCUGCUAGUGUUCACCAUUUUUUGAAAUGGAAAAAAGGAUGCAAAUGUUAGAUCCCUUAGACUUGUGUUUGGGAUUUCUGCAAAAUGCAUGCCAAGAUAUGUAAGUUUUUAUUUUGCACUGCAUUGUCCUAGCAACUUAUUAGUUAUUGUAAAAUAAUAGAGCAUAUUUAUCUCUUUUUCUAAGUAAUACUGCACUUUAUGAAAGAGUGAAAAAAAACACCAGGCUGUUUUAUAAAGUGUGCUGCUUAGAGCAUAUGGCCUAUGUACUGUAUUGUCACCAUCUUUUCUUCACCUAGACUAAAUCACGCCUCACAUCCCUAUUCUACAUUGUACACAAAAAAUAGAAUAGGGCCGCUUAUAUAGUGUAAUUGUAAGUCACUAAUGCACUGAUGUGAGGAAACUAAAGGGAAAUUAUACUAAACACUGUGCUUCAUAACUGUACACUGUGUUGUACUGCAGAGAGGUAUUUCCUGCUGUGGUCAUAUAUUAUGUACAUAAUUUGUUGAGACUCAUAAA
This is a messenger RNA of Tachyglossus aculeatus (Australian echidna), 3307 nucleotides long. RefSeq names its product ribosomal protein S6 kinase A5 (gene RPS6KA5). The record is from RefSeq and is a predicted model, not a curated record. Gene Ontology annotation, molecular function: protein serine/threonine kinase activity; magnesium ion binding; ATP binding. Gene Ontology annotation, biological process: protein phosphorylation; regulation of DNA-templated transcription; intracellular signal transduction. Lineage: Eukaryota; Metazoa; Chordata; Mammalia; Monotremata; Tachyglossidae. Bases 10 to 2334 code for a protein of 774 amino acids. The transcript has 18 exons.